AUCAUUCCCUUCCCCUUAUCCGCGGUUGGAUCCGAGUCGAGGGCAUUUCAGUACUUCAAACUCACACAGAGAACUCUACAACGGAGGAGAGACUUUAAAAACCCCAUCACGGCCCAGUGAUUUCCAUCGUCAUAACGCCGAGCGGCUCCUGAUGGACGACCCCAAAGACCCCUGGCGGCCGGAACACCCCCACCCGGCCUCCGCCCUCCGGCCGCCGGAGGCCCCCCGAGACCCCAUGGAGUUCCUCUCCCGCUCCUGGAGCGCCUCCGCCUUAGAAGUCUCCAAGGCCCUCGUCCCCCCUCUCCCCUCGCCGCCAGGGGCGAUCCUGGAGGACGCCGCCGGCGAGCUGGAGGAGGCCGCCGUCGCCGGCAACCCUUUCUCCUUCGCUUCCUCCGCCACCUCGCAGCUCGUCAUGGAGAGGAUAAUGUCGCAGUCGGAAGUGUCACCACUCACAUCGGGGCGUUUAUCCCACAGCAGCGGGCCUCUGAAUGGUGGCCAGAGCGGCGGAUCCCUGUCCGAUAGCCCUCCCGUCUCCCCUUCGGACAUCGACGACGUUAAGAUGCAGUUGUGCCGAGCUAGCAUCACGCCAAAGCCCCAAGCGUACAGGGGUGGCAGCAAGACGGUGGGGAGGUGGCUGAAGGACAGGAGGGAGAAGAAGAAAGAGGAGACUCGGGCCCAGAAUGCCCAGCUCCACGCUGCCGUCUCGGUGGCCGCCGUCGCCGCGGCGGUUGCCGCGAUCGCAGCCGCCACCGCCGCCACCUCGGGGUCGGGCAAGGACGACCGUGCCGCCAGGACCGACAUGGCGGUGGCGUCCGCCGCGACCCUCGUAGCCGCGCACUGUGUCGAGGCUGCCGAGUCCAUGGGGGCCGAGCGCGAACACCUGGCGUCGGUCGUCGGUUCCGCUGUUAAUGUCCGGACCCCUGGGGAUAUCGUCACUCUUACUGCAGCUGCUGCCACUGGUAACCAUGAUUCUUGUUACAGAGAUUUCCUCAGCCCGGUUAUAUCUCAUCCAGUUGAGAGACGUAAGAUUUGCUCUGGGUUGGCAGCACUGCGUGGGGCGGCGACAUUGAAGGCCAGGGCGCUUAAAGAGGUAUGGAACAUAGCGGCCGUCAUCCCGGUGGAGAAGGGAGGGAUGGGAGGCCACCAUGAUCAUCGCCACCAUAAGCAGCACAAGGAAUUGGAUAGCAAUGGAAGCAGUUUCAGUGAUGAGCUUGUACAGGACGAGGAGAACUUCCUUGGCCUCUGUAGCCAGGAGCUUCUCGCCCGGGGGACAGAGCUUCUCAAACGCACCCGGAAAGGUGCGCUUCAUUGGAAGAUCGUUUCGGUGUACAUCAAUCGCAUGGGCGUGGUAAUGCUUAAGAUGAAGAGCAGGCAUGUUGCAGGAACUAUCACUAAGAAGAAAAAGAGCGUGGUUAUGGAGGUUUGCAAGGAUAUCCAAGCAUGGCCGGGCCGACACUUGCUGGAAGGUGGAGAGCAACGGCGCUACUUUGGACUGAGGACGGCGGAGCGCCGGGUCAUCGAGUUCGAAUGCAGGAGCCAGAGGGAGUAUGAGAUGUGGACGCAGGGAGUAUCCCGCCUCCUCAAUAUCGCCGGCGAGAGGAAGCACCUCGCAUGAGGGGGAGAGACCGAUGCAAAUGAUCAGCCAUUUGCUAGCUGUGGAGUUGAGGAAAGGAAUGAUGGCUUGUGACCCAACUGGAAUCAAUGGCUUGGCAAGAAUUUUUGUAAUCAGAGAAAUGUGUGAAGUGGGUUCCAUCUGCCAUUGUAGAAAGAGAAAAGAGAAGUUAAUGAAAUCGACCAGAGGGGGUUCUUUACU
Messenger RNA from Elaeis guineensis (African oil palm), 1813 nucleotides. Lineage: Eukaryota; Viridiplantae; Streptophyta; Magnoliopsida; Arecales; Arecaceae. The record is from RefSeq and is a predicted model, not a curated record.